ACAAUUUUAACAAUUUUUUCCAAAAUAUUUUAUCCAAUUGAACAAACUCUUAAAAAAUAAACCAAAUUUCUCUCAUUUUAUUUUUCCAAUUUAUUAUUUAUAAUUAUCCAUAAAAUAAUCAGGGAAAUUAAAAAUAGUAAGUAAGCAACCAUGAAAGCUCUUCAAGCUUCAACUGCAUACAGCUUCCCCAUUUCUUCUCCUGCUCCUUCUUCUUCUAGACGCUUCUCCCGUGUUAUUCGUGCUCAAGUGGAUCCUUCGGAGAAAUCUAUUGAAGUAAUGAGGAAAUUCUCUGAGCAGUUCUGUCGUAAAUCUGAUACAUACUUUUGUGUUGAUAAAAGUGUCACUGCUGUUGUUAUCAAGGGAUUAGCAGAGCACAGGGACACAUUAGGUGCCCCCCUAUGUCCAUGUCGGUAUUAUGAGGACAAAGAAGCUGAAGCCAAGCAAGGUUUUUGGAACUGCCCAUGUGUGCCUAUGAGGGAGAGGAAAGAGUGCCACUGCAUGCUAUUCCUGACCCCUGACAAUGAUUUUGCUGGAAAGGAUCAGACUAUCACCUUGGAUGAAAUUCGGGAAGUGACUGCGAAUGUGUGAUCUUAUAUGAGCUGAAGCCUCUUAUGCGUAGCCUCAGUAGGCCUGUACAUUACGUAUUAUCACGAGGAUGCCAAUAACUGUUGUUCUGUUAUGCUGUACUGCCUGUAUAUACUCUUAUUUUGGAGAGCCUUGCCAUCUCUAACUUUAAGCCUUGUCAAAGGUAUAUAGCCAUACUCAUGUAUCUGAGUUUGUAUUUCAUUUUAUGAUAUCAUACCAUAUUAUCAUUGAUAGAAAAGUUAUACAUCAAUAAUUCCAAAGUAUAUUUCUGAAGGGUUUCUGCAUUUGGUAAAAAUGUAGAAGUAUUUCUCAACACUUGAUGAUCUAGCCAACAACAAUAUAAUUGCCAUUCUUAUGGA
Chenopodium quinoa (quinoa) is the source of this 944-nucleotide messenger RNA. Its product is annotated as ferredoxin-thioredoxin reductase catalytic chain, chloroplastic-like. The transcript is spliced from 6 exons. The record is from RefSeq and is a predicted model, not a curated record. Gene Ontology annotation, molecular function: oxidoreductase activity, acting on iron-sulfur proteins as donors. Bases 151 to 588 code for a protein of 145 amino acids. Lineage: Eukaryota; Viridiplantae; Streptophyta; Magnoliopsida; Caryophyllales; Amaranthaceae.